Fusarium sp. VM40 is the source of this 690-nucleotide messenger RNA. NCBI's taxonomy places the organism in Eukaryota, Fungi, Ascomycota, Sordariomycetes, Hypocreales, Nectriaceae. The record is from the annotation of a GenBank genome assembly.
AUGACGAGGAGGAGGAAGAAGAAGAAGAAGAAGAAGAAGAAGAAGAAGAAGAAGAAGAAGAAGAAGAAGAAGAAGAAGAAGAAGAAGAAGAAGAAGAAGAAGAAGAAGAAGAAGAAGAAGAAGAAGAAGAAGAGGGUGGAGGAUGGUGAUGAGGAUAUGCAGGACUGCAUUCAUGUGGCCGCCCAGGUUCCCCAGCCGAACCCCUUUCAGCAACCUGCUCCUCAGCAGCAACAGGCGUUUCCACAGCAAGUUCCUGCGCAGCAGGCCCAGCCAGCCUCUCCGAUCCAGAUGCAACAGGCAGCCCCUCAGGCACCUGUUCAUCAGCCUGCGGCAUUGCAACCAGCGCAAAUGAUGCCUCAGAUGGUCCCUGGCAACAUCGCCUACGGAAAUAACGGAAACCAGCCAGCUUUGCGCACCGCCAAUGGGCAGCUGGUUGACAAUUUUGAGCUGAACUCAAUGAUUCUAGAUGAUGACCCAUUGUUCAACUCCUUUCCCCAGGUGCCUGCUAUGGCGGACCAGGAUGACCAGGAGAUCGAUGUGAUGGAGCAGUAUCGUCUCACCAUGGAUCAAGGUCUUGCAGAAGCGCGCUUGAUCGCAGAAAGAGAGCAACUGGCGGAGAAAGAGCUGGCCGAAGCCGCUGCAAACGACAACGCAAUGUUUGAUCAGUUCAUCAACUUCAACCCUAACUAA